This is a messenger RNA of Syzygium oleosum, 1251 nucleotides long. Its product is annotated as transcription factor BEE 1-like. Gene Ontology annotation, biological process: regulation of DNA-templated transcription. Gene Ontology annotation, cellular component: nucleus. The transcript has 6 exons. Bases 71 to 862 code for a protein of 263 amino acids. NCBI's taxonomy places the organism in Eukaryota, Viridiplantae, Streptophyta, Magnoliopsida, Myrtales, Myrtaceae. Gene Ontology annotation, molecular function: DNA-binding transcription factor activity; protein dimerization activity. The record is from RefSeq and is a predicted model, not a curated record.
UUCACGUUCUCCGGAACACCUAGUUUGGGCUAACACAAGGAAGGACACACACAGUCACCGAGCUCCAUCCAUGGCCGAAUUCGCAAGGGACUUGCAAUGCUUUCAACCCUUCUCUUCUUUGCUCAACAUCGACACAAUCGAACCCACGAGCCACUUCACCGAACCAAACCCGAGUGCCGUCCAUUCACAUCCCUCCUCCAACUUUCAUGGCCCUGCAAUUCUCUCGAGUGACAACCCAUUGCUUUCCCACCAGCUGGUCCCUGAUUUCCCCAGCAACUGGGCCGACAUUUUCCUGGGCAUUUUCCAUCCUAACGAGCAUAAUCUUGCGCCGCUCAGCUCUGGAGACGAUUCGAAUGAAGAAAGAAAGCGAAAGGUGUCCAGUAUACCUCCUGAAAGCAGCUCAGGAAUUGUUUCAUCACCACUUCAAAAGUCAGAUACAGAGAGUUUAGGAAAGGCAAAGAGAAGGAAACGUGGUGAGAAAGUAGAAGAGAAGCCUAGGGAUGUGGUUCAUGUUAGAGCUAGAAGAGGCCAAGCCACUGAUAGCCACAGUUUAGCAGAAAGGGUGAGAAGAGGGAAAAUCAAAGAGAGGCUGAGAUAUCUGCAGGAUCUUGUUCCUGGGUGCUAUCAGACCAUGGGAAUGGCUGUGAUGUUGGAUGAGAUCAUUAAAUAUGUCAAGUCAUUGCAGAGUCAAGUUGAGUUUCUCUCCAUGAAACUUGAAGCAGCAAGCUCAUAUUAUGACUUCAGUUCAGAGGCAGACGCAAUAGAAACACUGCAGGUGAGGGGGCAGGUGUAUGGGAAUAGAGAGUUGGAGAGUCUGAUGAGAAUAGGACAUGCCAACUUCCAUCCAAGUUCGCACCCUUGAUUUCUCACCUCCUUUGAUGUUACCCAAAAGCAGCACGAAGAUGCUCCAUACAUAUUCCUAUGGAGUUUUCCUUUCUAGAGCAAGUCUUGUCAUACCCAAUUGUCUCCUUAAAGAGAAAAGUGUAUACUUGUAAUAUUCCUCAUAGUAAAAAUGAGGGGCUACGGUAGUUUUUCCUAGAUUCGUAUCUGAAAAAAGUUGACAGUCAGCUCUUCCAAAAUUAUUAUCGAUUGCCUAGGGCUUGUGGAGAUCCCGUACGACUUUUGAUUGUGAUCAGCUCCUGUAUUACUUGUAUAUCGUGCUUCAAGACGAGGGUUAAGUCCCGUAAUUUGUGAAACGAGUGCAACAUGGAGUACUUAAUAUAAUGAUAAUUCGAUGUUCUAAUAUUAUAA